Molecule: messenger RNA, 480 nt
Organism: Sphenostylis stenocarpa
Lineage: Eukaryota; Viridiplantae; Streptophyta; Magnoliopsida; Fabales; Fabaceae
Source: the annotation of a GenBank genome assembly
AUGUCUCUCGGAGAAGCGCUCUUUCAGCUCCCCUUGAUUCUUGCGUUUUGGGGUUGGUUGGCUACUCAAUCAAUAGCGUCCAGUGAUAGAGUGAUCGAAUCGGACGCUGUGCCAUUGAUUGAUCAGCUCUUAGAUGGGCUUGUUGAGAUAGGUCAGAAUGAAGCAAAUGCCCCUAGUGGAAGGAAUAUGCCCAGAGGUGGUUUAGAGAAUAAGUCAAUAAGUAAGAUCGAAAGGGCAGGGAUAUCUCUGGGGCUAGUUAAACAUAUGUCGCAAAGAGUAGUAUCUGAAUCUGUAUCUGAUGAGGAUACUGCUGCAGCGGCUGAGGCUGUGCGACUUCUUGAGAGCACCGACGGAGCGAAGCAAUUCAACCAGAGUAUCCCAGCUCUCAAGUUAGCUCGGGACGGGAGGAACCACAUAACUUGCUCGGAAGCUAUUGCAUUGAUAGGCAGAGCUUACCGGUACAAUAAAGCAGGCAAUUGA